This is a messenger RNA of Orussus abietinus, 923 nucleotides long. RefSeq names its product COMM domain-containing protein 4. NCBI's taxonomy places the organism in Eukaryota, Metazoa, Arthropoda, Insecta, Hymenoptera, Orussidae. The coding region runs from base 280 to 849 and encodes 189 amino acids. The transcript has 8 exons. The record is from RefSeq and is a predicted model, not a curated record.
CCGCUCUGCAGUUGCACUCUAUCUCGAUAUUCCUAUGUCUAUGGAUCCUGCCCGUGCGUAAUUUCCCAACUUAUCUCUGUGACCAUUUUCAAACAUUUGCAACUGGUAAUUUGUGAAUAAGUCUAAAUGGAAUUUAUUAAACAAAAAGAAUUACCAGUAAUGAGACGUCUAUGAAUAAUGAAAUCCAACCAAACAGUCACCGUGACAACAUAAAUAUACAUGAAAUUUGGUGACUUGUAUUUUGCCGGUGGACCACUUUAACGUCGCAAAAAGAUCAUCAUGAGAUUCCGAUUUCUGGGAGAUAGCGAUUGCCCUGAUUGGCUUCUGGCGGAGAUCAACACUCUCUCGCGGAUGACGUCAAUUAAAUUGAAAAACUUGGGACAACUGGUGGCCAAAUUUCUGACCGAAGGGGAACUCGAUGAGAGUAAAGUAAAUAAGAUUGCUCAGGAUGCCAAGCUCGAGCCGAAUGACUCAAAGGCAGUCAUCGCUACUCUGGAAUUUAUUCUUACAUCAUCUGCGCGAUAUGGAGUAUCAACAGCUGAUCUGAGCAGCGAGUUGCAGCAGCUGGGACUUCCAAGAGAACACAGUGCUGCCAUCGCUCGUUUGCACACCGACAAUAGCUCUCAGAUAGCGGCUGUCUUGAAGGGUCAAUCCUUAAGAAUAAGUGGCUUAUCUUCCAUCGAGGUUGCACCGUCGGACAAUGCCUGUCCUUUCUCGAAGGUGUCUCUAAAGUUAAAAAAAGUCGAUGGAAAGGAAGACGACACCACUACGAUACAUAUAAUGAAAGAUGACGUGUCGGCCUUGCUUGCAGAGCUGAAAAGAGCGCGGGCACUGAUGGAAGAUUUGUAAACCGUGGGUAUAACCAUCCGUGAUGCAUUUUUUUUGUAAUAGAGUACAUGCAGAAUAAAUCAAACAAAAUUGUA